Aspergillus campestris IBT 28561 is the source of this 1659-nucleotide messenger RNA. RefSeq names its product MFS transporter. Gene Ontology annotation, biological process: transmembrane transport; intracellular polyamine homeostasis. The transcript has 3 exons. The coding region runs from base 1 to 1659 and encodes 552 amino acids. Gene Ontology annotation, molecular function: polyamine transmembrane transporter activity. The record is from RefSeq and is a predicted model, not a curated record. Lineage: Eukaryota; Fungi; Ascomycota; Eurotiomycetes; Eurotiales; Aspergillaceae.
AUGGUAUCGGACCCGGAGAAACAGGCCAAUGCCGGAAUACAACGACCGGAUGCGAUUUCCCCAUCGCUGGACGAUCCAAGGGUAGUAGACAUAGAUCAUGAUUUACGCUCGGCCCACUCCAUCCCCUUUGAAGGCAAGGAUGAGGGAGAAUAUGCUCCGAGUUACCACCAAGAUCGAGAGGACACGGCGGUGGUGGUACCACGCUCACAACGCAGGGGCCUUUUCGGCCAGUACACACUGCUGGCAGAAGUGGAGGACCCGAAAACCUAUACGCGCCGGAAGAAAUGGUUCAUUACUUUCAUUGUCGCCGUAGCCGGCUCGACAGCUCCAAUGGGAAGCUCGAUCUUCUUCCCCUCUCUUUCCCAAGUAUCUCGCGAGCUGAACACCGUUACGACGAUCACGAAUCUGUCGAUUUCGUUGUACAUGCUCAGCAUGUCUAUCUUCCCCCUCUGGUGGUCCUCUUUUAGUGAGCGUUUGGGCCGACGAACUAUCUAUUUGGUAUCAUUCUGUCUGUUCGUCUUAUUCAACUCGCUCUCGGCCAUCUCAGACUCCAUCUCUAUGCUCAUUGUUAUGCGAAUGUUGAGCGGGGGAGCAUCGGCGUCGGUGCAGGCCGUAGGGGCCGGCACUAUUGCGGACCUGUGGGACACGCAUGAGCGAGGUCGGGCCAUGGGCAUAUUCUAUCUCGGCCCACUGUGUGGUCCGUUGCUGGCACCGAUAGUUGGUGGUGCAUUGGCCCAGCGAUGGCGCUGGCGAAGCACGCUCUGGUUCCUGGCUGCAUACGGGGCUAUCGUUGUGAUUUUCAUUUUUGUCGCUCUUCCGGAGACGCUGGUGGUCGCGAAGGCCGCCCAACCCGAGCCGACCGACAACCAAGAGGCUCCCUUGGAGCACCGCCUCAGCCGGAUAUCCUCCCGUCAGGUGGUCCGCUCUACGACACGGUGGUUGAAGGUCCUCAAAAUGGUCUUUAUCGAUCCGCUAAAGAUUGUGCUAUAUCUACGAUACCCGCCGGUUCUCUUGACCGUAUACUAUGCCAGCAUCACGUUUGGGUCACUGUACGUGUUGAAUGUCAGCGUUGAGCACACAUUUGGGAGCAGCCCCUACAACUACUCAACGAUCAUCGUCGGUCUGUUAUACAUUCCAAAUUCCCUGGGCUAUAUUGCGGCCAGCUGUUUCGGCGGGCGGUGGAUGGACAAUAUCAUGAAACGGGAAGCGAAAAAGGCGGAACGGUAUGACGAGAAGGGGAACUUGAUCUAUUAUCCCGAAGAUCGGAUGCGCGAGAAUGCGUGGCUAGGGGCAAUGCUCUACCCAGCGGCGUUGCUAUGGUAUGGGUGGACAGCAGACAGAGGGAUAUAUUGGUUGGCGCCGAUGGUUGCCAAUGUGUUCUUUGGGGUUGGAUCCAUGUUAAUCUUCAGCAUGGUCACGACCAUGCUGACUGAGUUCAUGCCGAAAAGGUCGUCCGCUGGGGUAGCAUUGAACAACUUUAUGCGGAACAUCUUCUCGUGCGUGGGGUCAUUAGUGACGGCGCCUAUCAUUGAUGCCAUUGGUAAUGGCUGGUUGUUUACCAUUUUGGGCCUGUUGGCGUUUGCGAGCAGCUCGGUAUUAUUCGUGAUGAGGAUAUAUGGUCCACGUUGGAGGAAGUCGAUGGAUGCACUUCGGACUUAA